Porites lobata is the source of this 1221-nucleotide messenger RNA. NCBI's taxonomy places the organism in Eukaryota, Metazoa, Cnidaria, Anthozoa, Scleractinia, Poritidae. The record is from the annotation of a GenBank genome assembly.
UUUAAGUGUCCCAGUGCUCGCCUUAAUUACAACGACGGACUGGUAAUUUUAGAUCCCAGGUACUACUUUUACCGUCUCUGCAUUUGCGACAUCGGAUACUACGGCUCUGGAAAAGACUGCUUGCCUUGCAUGAAAGGCGCUUCGUGUCACGAGCAGAAGCUCCACAGUCAACGAAUGAUUAUGAAUGUGGGUUAUUGGCCAUCAUCACAGGGUGAUAAGAACGUUACUCAUCUUGUGAAAUGCGUGCAAAAAUUGGGCGCUGGCUUUCAAGAAAAUACACCGUGCAACCCAUCCGGGACUUGCCACUGUGGAAUUGUCGUUAGCGGAACCAGAUCAGCUACUGUUUGUGAUAAGUCGUGCCUUUGUCGUAAAGGUAGUACAGACCGUUUUUGUUCACGCUGUCGUGAAGGUUAUUAUAAGCAAGGAAUCUUGUGUCACGCUUGUCCAAAGUCUGAAAGUAGCGUCUACAUCUUGGCAGCUCUUGUUGUAACCAUGGCGGUUUUAACCGUUGCAUUUUAUUUCUACAAAAAGAAACGUCUCCUUUCCAUUUUAGUCGCCUUCGCUCAAACCAUUAUUUUGUUCGUGUUAGCCAUGUUCCAGUUCAUUCCCGGGUGGUUUCUUGAACUCAAUAUAGUUUACCUCAUUAUUGGUCUAGCUGGAAGAGGAAAAGCAUCAAGAGGGAUUCUCAAGAUCAGCGUCUUUUAUUUCCAAACGUUGGAUGCUCUGAUUUCUGACAUGGAUAUUUGGCCGAAGAAGAUUCUUCAAGCUCGGCGAUACAUGAGUGGUGUGUUUAAUCUUCAGUUUUCAGGUUUUGCUUGUGUUUUCCCUAUUCUAUUUACUCCACUUGGUGAGAUGUUAUCCCUUAUUCUCUUUCCCGUCAUUUGCAUUUUGUCCAUUUGGCUGUAUUUUUCACUUGGGUGUUUUCUUCGUCGAUUUUGGAAUCCAUUUGAAAGGUUCUUCCCAUCUCGAAAUACUUGCUUUCACCUUUGCAUUGUAUCUCUUAACCUCACUUAUUUCCCUAUUGUGAAGAAGACUGCCACUGUCUUGGCGCAUUGCGACGAAGACAACAGCUAUCGUUACUUGCGAGAGGCACCGUGGCAGGGAUGUGGAGGUCGCACUUACACCAUCUUGCAAGUGUUAGGUUGGUUCGCCUUGACACUCUAUGUUUGUGGUGUUCCUCUGGGAGUGUUUUUACCCCUUUUAUGGAUAUAUGUUCGGAAA